Camelus dromedarius (Arabian camel) is the source of this 4648-nucleotide messenger RNA. RefSeq names its product derlin 1 (gene DERL1). Gene Ontology annotation, cellular component: endoplasmic reticulum membrane; Hrd1p ubiquitin ligase ERAD-L complex. The coding region runs from base 2088 to 2543 and encodes 151 amino acids. Gene Ontology annotation, molecular function: misfolded protein binding; ubiquitin-specific protease binding. NCBI's taxonomy places the organism in Eukaryota, Metazoa, Chordata, Mammalia, Artiodactyla, Camelidae. The record is from RefSeq and is a predicted model, not a curated record. Gene Ontology annotation, biological process: endoplasmic reticulum unfolded protein response. The transcript is spliced from 7 exons.
UUUGGGACAUUUUAUAUGUCCUUUUGUGACUGGCCUCUUUUACUUAGCAUAAUGUUUUCAAGGUUCAUUGGUGUUGUAGCAUGUGACAGUCUGCACUCCUUUUAAUCAUCAUUCACCUUUAACAGUUAUCUAUUUGACAGCCAGUCUUUUCUGGGGGGGAGGGAAGUUACUUUGUUUUGUUUAUUUAUCUAUUUAUUUAUUUUUAGAGGAGGUACCGGGGAUUGAACCCAGGACCUCGUACAUACUAAGCAUGUGCUCUUCCACUUGAGCUCUACCCUCCCCCUAUAGCCAGUCUUAUUUGAUCUGUGUCUAUGGCUGUCUCCCUUACUCCUGAUUAUUUGAAGCCACAUGACAGAUAGGAUACAUUUCAUCAUCCAUAAAUACUUCAUUAUUUACCUCUGAAAUAUAAGGACAAAAAAAAAUCAUAUUACUGCCUAAAGCACAAUAAUUUCAUGACUACUUUUUACUUGUAAAAUUGUUUUCUUCUGGUUACUGAAGUUCCUUGAACCCAUUUACCCAUCUCUACGACCUAGUCAGGCACUACAGCUAAUGGGUAACAUUAUUCUACCUGAGUAACAAUGAAGGUGAAUCUGUGGGAUUGUUCUGUCUCUCAUUUUCUUUAAUUCUUAGGAGUUGCCCCCUAUUUACUAUUUUAUAGUCACAGAAUAUUUUGAAAUGCUGGAGCUGAGAGACAUUUUUAAAACAGCUUUAUUGAUACGUAAUUUAUAUUCUGUACAGUUCCACCCAUUUAAAGUUUACAGUUCAAUGGAUAUUCACAGAGUUGUGCAAUCAUGACUAUAAUCAAUUUGGAACAUUUCAUCACUGUAGCCAUUCCCCAGUUCUGUUCAAUCCCAACCUCCUGCCACCCCCAUCUGUGUUCUGCCUCUUUAGAUUAGAUUUACCUAUUCUGGACAUUUCUUAUACACGGAAUCAUACACUAUGUGGUCUUUUGUGUGUGGCUUCUUUCACUUAGCAUAUUGUUUUCAAAGUUCUUCCAUGUGGUGUGUAUGUAGUACAACUUCGUUCCUUUUUAUUGCCAAAUAAGAUUCCAUUGUAUGGAUUUACCACAUUUUGUUGAUCAUCAGUUGGACGUUUGACCUGUUUUCUUUUUUUUGCUGAAUGAAUAGUGCUACUAUGAACAUUCAUGUAGAGAGGGACUUUUGAGAUCUUUCCAUGUAACCCUCUUAUUUCACAGACAACAGUGGUCUGGAGGGGUGGCGACAUGCCCCAGAGGUCACAAAGCCAUUUGAGAAACCCAGCUAGGACUGGAGCCCAGUUUACUGACGCCCCAGUCUGCUCUCCACCAUAGAGCCUCAGGAUAACAUUUCAACCAAAUACUCACCACCUGCAUAUUUUCCCACUUGGCUAUUUUAAGUCUGUAGCAGUGUUGGCUUAUUUAUAAGGAUUCUGAUGUGAACUGGAAGACUGCAAUUUGAGACCAGUUAAUUUGUAAAUUCCCGGUUGCAAGCUUGCCAAAUAAUAUAGUACUGUAGUUUACAUAAUUACAGUAUUUUAAGGACUCAAUCUAAAGAGUCCUUAGAAAUCACAAAGCCAAAGCCACAUCAAAAGAAGCACAAGUAUUAUUGAAAUUCAGAUAUUUUGUUAGACUCUCAGCUCUGAUACAUCAUAGUGAUCCCCUUCCAUUCAGUAUCCUUAGUACUAUGGCUAAAGUGUGCCUUUGAGGGUCUUGGGGCAGAGAGAGGGGAGGAGGAAUAAGGAAAGGAGGAGAGACUUUUGCUGGAAACCUGUUUUCUUUUAGAUAGAUUUUCUUUUCUGCCUUUCUGAUACUUACUAGGAUUAUUUUUAAAAAAUGAACUAUACGCCCUGUGUUUGUGAUGGGGUUUGGAGGGGAGGGAAAGUAACUGAGACAGGGGGACCAUACAUCAUUUGUAUCUUUUCUCUGCCCCUCUUCUAGUCUUCCUGCUGGAGGCUUGAGGGUCAUCCUUAGAAGGAAGAGCUGGGUUGAUAAUUAUCUGCCCUCGAAUAAGACGGAGUCCAGCAUAUGGUGUAGCGACAAGAACACUGAACUAGUAAUGAGACUUCCCUCUGCUUGAGCUUUCGAUGGGAGGCCGGCAGACUAUUUAUUCAUGCUCCUCUUUAACUGGAUCUGCAUCGUGAUAACUGGCUUAGCGAUGGAUAUGCAGUUGCUGAUGAUCCCUUUGAUCAUGUCAGUACUUUAUGUCUGGGCCCAGCUGAACAGAGACAUGAUUGUAUCAUUUUGGUUUGGAACACGAUUUAAGGCCUGUUAUUUACCUUGGGUUAUUCUUGGAUUCAACUAUAUCAUCGGAGGCUCGGUCAUCAAUGAGCUAAUUGGAAAUCUUGUUGGACAUCUUUAUUUCUUCCUCAUGUUCAGAUACCCGAUGGACUUGGGAGGAAGGAAUUUUCUAUCCACACCUCAGUUUUUGUACCGCUGGCUGCCCAGCAGGAGAGGAGGGGUGUCAGGGUUCGGCGUGCCCCCUGCUAGCAUGAGGCGAGCCGCCGAUCAGAACGGUGGAGGCGGGAGACACAACUGGGGACAGGGCUUUCGACUUGGGGACCAGUGAAGGAGUGGCCUCUGGCCUGCCCACCAGCCUCUCCACUCAGAUGAAGUUUUCUCCCAGUGCUGGGUGACCCUAUCACCGAGUUCAGCUAACGCUGUUGGACCUGACCCACACUGAAUGUAGUCUUUCAGUACAAGACAACAAUUUUUUUAAAACCUGAAGAAAAAAAAAUAUAAGUGUUCCUCAAGUUUCAUGAUUCUCAUUCAAGUCCUUACUGCUAAGAAGAACAAAUAUCAACUGUGUAAACUGCAGAACUGACCGUCUUCUCUGGUGUCUUCUCUUCCUUUUCCAGCUGAGUAAUGGGCUUCGGCAGGUGCCGCUCUGCUGGCACCAAGCUGGGCAUCUGGGGUUGGGUCACCAAACCCUUGUCAAAGGGACUCUGACCUCUUUCUUGUGCACACACCUCCCUCCUACUUUUCCCCACCCCCACAUUCUCAGCCAGAGGGAUUGCCCAUAAAACAAUUCUGCCUUUGACAAGCUCUUUUUAUUUAUUGACUUUUGCCAAGGCUUGGCCACGAAGAACCCGCUCACACCAUCUUCCAGCGGCAGAACGGUAACCAUAGGGGAGAAGGCGGAGCGCAGAGGAAGAGCCUUCUCAGCUUUUGGAGUUGCUGUGACCUGAUAGCACUUGCCACCAUUUGCCACCUCUUCAGCUGUUUAGAUAGGAAGGGAAAAAAAAGCACUGCUGAGGCAGUGAGGACCAGAUUGAUAUUAUGAAGCCUGAGGAUUGUUGCUGGGCAUGUUUUUGUCUUAGUGAUCAAAAAUGUAGUGGAGCUGCAUCUUACACAGGGGCUGGGCUUAAACCAUGGUGGGUCUGAUCCCUUAGUGUCUCGUGUCAGGCAUACUGGCUCUGUGUGUACCCAGAGUAGUAGAUUUGUAUUGUGCUAGUAAGUUCCAAAUCACAUUGGCCCCAGGGAGAAGCUCUCUUUGAGAGGCACCUGGGCGUUGAUUCUACUUCAUGCUCAUUCUGGAUAUAUGUUUACUACGUGGAGUGGAGGGGAGAACCUUAAACCCUAUUUAAGUUGUCAUUUUAUUGCAAACUGAGUGCCCCCAGCAGUGUCUAUGUGCUUGAGUUAGUUGUGGGGAAGGUGCAGCUCCUCUGUAUGUAGAUUUAAUUUUAGGAGCUAUUAUAAGCACAUCUAAGUGAAUUUGAGGUUGCAAUGGCUUUAGAAGCAUCUUGUGUUUGAGGGUCUUUUUUAUUUUGAGUCAUCAAGGUACAUCAGACCAGCCUCAGUACGCGCAACUCUUUUUUUAUAGGUGGACUUCUUCCAUCAGAGCUAGGCUUGUCACCAAAUAGUUUUUUGAAGGCUGCAAUGCUUCCCACGGUUUCUGAUUCUAUGUUUAUAUUCUGACAGCAGACUGCUAGGAGCAGUGUUGAGUGGCCACCAUGUUAGUCAACUAGAAAAGGCUUUGAACAUUUUGACCAGGAGUUCUGUGCAGGAAGCACUGUGCGCUAACAGUGUGACUCUGCCCCACGCCGAAGCAGGGUUGUGUGUGAUACUAGGAAGUAGGGAUUUGAAAAGAGCUCCUCACAUCUGAAGUGUGUGUGUGUGUGCGUGCUUGUUCAUAUUUAAUUUAUAUGAUAAAAUAGGAGGUGUGGAGAAUCUGAACGCUCACUGUCACAUGUUCUGCUGUUGACCUGUGGCCCCAAUAAAAUUCACUUGUAAAAUUUUAGAAGCCCUUCUUCCUGUUACGUCGCAGUUGCAGGCACCGUGCUGGAGAGGAGGCGCAUGUCUGUAAGAAGAUUCUCAUGGUAAGUGAGCUCGGCGUUCUUAGACGCCCUCUUAGCAACUCAACUGCCUGAGAGCAGUCAUCGUUCUAAAGGUUACAAGUGUUCUGUAGAAUGCUUCAGUUCCAGGCGAGAUGUUCAUUAAAUUCUUAAACACAUUUAGGAAGCUGAUAAUUUUAUUAAUUUUGUCUGGAUUACCUACCUUUUGGGAAUAAUUUUAGCUAAGCAAGCUAUUUGAGAUUUGAUUUGGCAAGGCGAGAUGUGACAGCAAGUUCUCUCUAUGAAUGCAAAAAAAUUCCUUAUUUUGUAUAGAGAAAUCCCCUUUUUGUAAUUAAUCCUUUUUAUUGGUAAAAAUUGUAAAUUAAAAUGUACAACUUGA